This is a messenger RNA of Ogataea philodendri, 903 nucleotides long. RefSeq lists its product as uncharacterized. The coding region runs from base 1 to 903 and encodes 300 amino acids. Gene Ontology annotation, biological process: endoplasmic reticulum to Golgi vesicle-mediated transport; vesicle fusion. The transcript has 2 exons. Gene Ontology annotation, cellular component: Golgi medial cisterna; SNARE complex; cis-Golgi network. Lineage: Eukaryota; Fungi; Ascomycota; Pichiomycetes; Pichiales; Pichiaceae. Gene Ontology annotation, molecular function: SNAP receptor activity. The record is from RefSeq and is a predicted model, not a curated record.
AUGUGCGAGUACAGACGAUCGAUGGUCAGCGAUGGUGGACCACCCGAUCCUGGCGCGUCCGUUCUACAUGGUGCAUCCGUGUCAGACGGGGGAGCUUCUGGCACAGGUGAAGGACCACGAGCCGAGUUUGCUGGCGUUUUGGUGGAAUUUUUAUUCACGGGUGCUAAUCUGAAAUUACACCCAAAAUGGAGCAUUGCUUGUUAUUUUUUUGCCCAUCUCAGUAUGGCAUCUUCUUUCAACCAAACCCGAACGCAAAUAGUGGGGGUGGAAAACCAGCUUUCGGGGCUGUUGGCCGCGUACAGCGCGUUUGCGUCGUCGCCAGGACCCGAGCCGAGCCCGGAAGAGGCGCAGACAGAAAACAAAAUCAGCACGGUGUUUUCCAGCCUCUCAGCCUUGGUGAAGGAACUCAACAGGGUGGUGGACUCGCAGUCGCUUAGUAACACGAUCUCGGCGUCUAAAAUGCAGCAGCUGGCCCGCCACAAGGAAAACCUCAACCAGUACUCGAUCGACUUCAACCGAAUCAAGUCCACCAUCAAACAAGAGCGCGACAAGAUCAACUUGCUUUCGUUUGUUCGCACAGAUAUAGAGGACCACGAGAGACGGGUGGACUCGUCCGGGGCGUCCGGUAACGAGGACGGCUACAUGCUGAACGAGAGAUUACGACUGAACCAGCAACAUAGUGCAAUGGACACGCUUCUGGGCCAGGUGUUUGAGACCAGAGACGAGAUCCUGCGACAACGGAACGUGCUCAGCAGCGUGGGGAACCGUUUGCAGCGGUCGCUCGGCACGAUGCCGGGGCUCAACGUGCUGCUUUCCAAGAUCAACACGCGGCGCAAACGCGACUCGCUUAUCAUUGCCGGGGUGAUUGUCACGUGUAUUGUUUUGCUAUGGUUCCUAGCAUAG